Messenger RNA from Nematostella vectensis (starlet sea anemone), 711 nucleotides. RefSeq names its product uromodulin. The record is from RefSeq and is a predicted model, not a curated record. The transcript has 3 exons. Bases 140 to 643 code for a protein of 167 amino acids. Lineage: Eukaryota; Metazoa; Cnidaria; Anthozoa; Actiniaria; Edwardsiidae.
UUCAGUCCCCCUUGGCUCGGUCCAAGGUGCACCUGCCCUCUCCUGUCAAGAGAUCAACGAAGUGGAAAAGGAUUCAGCCAGUGGGCGGUACUGGCUGGAACCCAGGCCCCCAAAUAAAGCGGCAGAAGUAUUUUGCAACAUGACCACCCAAGAAGCCACUGAGUGCUACAACAGCCCUUGUAUGAAUGGAGGGGAAUGCAUUAUUGUUCCACACCCCAAGAUCUUUCGAUGCGCCUGUCCCAGCGGAUACACUGGUGAAUAUUGUGAAACAGUCACAGAAAGCGAGUGCUCCAGUUACAUUCAACUCAAGGAAAGUGAUCGCCACCCCUCUGUGAACAGCUCAAGCCGAUGCGAUAAAAAUCUUCUUCGAUUUCCUGCAUGGUACCGAAUAUCCGAGAAUGCUGGUUCCAUAGUAACCAAUCGCUGCGUUAGUCGGGGUUCCUGUGGUUCAAAGUAUCCCGGAUGGAUGAAUGGAACAAUGCCCGGAGAGCAUGACGGGAUUGUUCCUCGCACUAUUUGUUUCCAUAAGUUAUCUUGCUGUGAUGACCCGGUUCGCGUCGUAGUGAAAAACUGCGGCUCGUUCUUUGUUUAUCAUUUAGUCUCGUUACCUAAUUGCGAUUUUGGCUACUGUGGAGGGAGUUAGAAAUUGUCUUUGUCUGAUGACAUUUUGGUAUGACAUCUUUAUACAUCUAUUAAAAAUAAGGUUGGAAA